Salvia hispanica is the source of this 2316-nucleotide messenger RNA. Lineage: Eukaryota; Viridiplantae; Streptophyta; Magnoliopsida; Lamiales; Lamiaceae. The record is from RefSeq and is a predicted model, not a curated record.
GAAGUAGAUGGUGAGGAAUUCAUUUGUUAAACAUGGCCUUCCAAUCUACUAUAUUCACCCUUGUCAUUGUGUGCUUAUUGUGCAUCACUAGCCUGCCCAUAUUUACAUCUGAGAUACCAAAGGAAAACAGUUUUGAGACCUACAUUGUCCAUGUUGAAGCACCUGAUGCACAUGUCUCGUCUCAAUCGGAAGAGCAACUGGAGAGUUGGUAUCGCUCUUUUCUCCCGGCUGAUGAGGCGUGUCUCGUUUACUCAUACCACCACGUGUUCAAGGGAUUUGCCGCUAGGCUUUCACUCGACCACGUGAAGGAUAUGGAGAAGAAGAAAGGGUUCAUCUCCGCGCGACCGCAGGAAUCGUUGUCCCUGCAUACAACACAUUCUCCCAACUUCUUGGGAUUGAGCCAGAAUGUGGGAUUCUGGAAAGACUCCAACUAUGGUAAAGAUGUGAUCAUUGGAGUGCUGGACACCGGAGUGCUUCCCGAGCAUCCUUCGUUCAGCGAUGAAGGAAUGCCGCCUCCCCCAGCUAAGUGGAAGGGGAAGUGCCAGUUCAACCACACAACAUGCAACAACAAAAUCAUUGGAGCAAGGUACUUUAACGCCGAGGACCAGAGCCCACUAGAUGAUAACGGUCAUGGCACUCACACCGCGAGCACUGCUGCCGGAAGAUUUGUGCAAGGCGCAAAUCUGUUUGGCAGCGCCAACGGCACUGCCUCUGGCAUUGCACCACUUGCACAUCUCGCCAUCUACAAAGUAUGCUGCGGCGAAAGUGACAGCCUUGCUGGAUUGGAUGCAGCGAUUGAAGAUGGAGUGGACGUGCUCUCCAUUUCUCUAAGCGCCAGAACAAGGGACUUCAUUCAAAAUUCUAUAGCAAUCGGCUCAUUUAGUGCGAUGGAGAAGGGCAUCCUCAUUAGCUGCUCGGCUGGAAACUCGGGCCCCUAUCACUUCUCUGUGGCAAACGGAGCACCUUGGAUUCUGACGGUAGGAGCAAGCACUAUAGACAGAACAUUGAGAGCUAAAGCAGUGCUGGGAAACAGCCAACAAUUUGAGGGCCAAUCAGCUUUUCAACCAACCAACUUUCCACCAAUGCUCUACCCUCUUGUUUAUGCAGGGAUGCUCAACGCUUCAAAUGAUUACGCGCCUUACUGCUUCAACGACUCACUAAGCCGAAGCGACAUCCAAGGGAAAAUAAUUGUGUGUGAAGUAGGUGAACAAUCACCUAUUAAAAUGGGUGAAGCAGUGAAGAGUAGUGGUGGUGCCGGCAUGAUUGUCUUAAACUCCAAGGAAGAUGCAAACACCACUUCAGCCGACGCCCACGUCCUUCCGGCCACAAACGUGGGCUAUGCAGACGGAUUGAAGAUCAAGGCCUACAUAAAUUCAACAACGAAGCCCACUGCCACUAUUUCCUUCCAAGGUACCGUGAUAGGCGACGACCGUGCACCAGUCGUCGCUUCAUUUUCUUCCAGGGGACCUAACGGUCCAAGCCCCGGAAUCUUAAAGCCUGACAUUCUCGGGCCUGGAGUGAAUAUCCUUGCAGCAUGGCCUACCUCACUCGAAAACAAACACAACACAAAAUCCAACUUCAACGUAAUCUCGGGUACCUCAAUGUCGUGCCCGCACCUGAGCGGCGUGGCAGCUCUGCUCAAAAGCGCGCAUCCUGACUGGUCGCCAGCUGCAAUCAAGUCGGCCAUCAUGACCACCGCGGAUGUGGUUAACCUCUCGCAUAAUCGAAUUGAAGACCAAGAGUUCCUCCCGGCCGACGUGUUUGCUACAGGGGCAGGCCAUGUCAAUCCGUCAAGAGCUAACGAUCCAGGACUCGUCUACGACAUCAAACCCGAAGACUACGUUCCCUACUUGUGCGGCUUGAACUACACGGACCGGCAAGUAGGAAUGUUUGUACGAAGGAGGGUGAAUUGCUCAGCGGAGUCGAGCAUAGCGGAAGCGCAGCUCAACUAUCCAUCAUUCUCUCUCAUUUUCAGCGGGAAAUCAACCUCGCAGGUUUACACUAGAAGUGUCACAAAUGUUGGCGACCCUGUCUCAUCUUACGACGUGGAAAUAUCCCCAUUGCGUGGAGUUGAUGUGCGUGUGGAGCCCACGACUCUCAAGUUCUCUGAGAUGAAGCAGAUAUUGGAGUACAAGGUUACGUUCAACCGACUUGAAUCUGCUCCCAAUUCGACCUUGCUUCAAGGAUACGUGAAAUGGACUUCUCCGAAUCGCUCUGUUAGGAGCCCUGUUGCACUUCUCCUGCUUUGAAUAUUGUUGAAAGUUGCAAUGAACCAUGUAUGAAUAUUCUAGUUAUAUCAAUAUUCUAGUUGCAAUA